AUGGCCGAAGCUUUUGGCAUCGCCGGCAGCGCUUUUGGGACAGUCUCCCUGGGAAUCCAGCUAUUCACUGACAUAUCCAAAUAUCUCGAUAGCGUUGAUGGCCGGGAUGGAGAUCUCGAGCGCGCAAAGAAUUAUGCGCAGGACUUUCAUUCAUCCUUAGUCGCACUGAGGACAUGGGCCUCCAUUACUGGAUUUGGCGAUACUAACCUCGAAAGAGCGAUCAACCAUGGCCAGGCCAAUUGUGCGGGCGCCAUCAAGAAUUUGUCAGCGAUGGUUGCAGAAUUAAAAGGCCAGGACCCUUUCCCUAACAGUCGCGCUUCAAAAGCCAAGGCAAUCUAUGUCAAACUCAAAUAUCCAUUCAAAAAGCAAAAUCUGGAGAACUUGGAGAAGCAAUUAUUCGAUACAAUCAGCGUUCUGAAGUUCGCUUUGCUUAUUUUGCAAGUCGAUCAGAAGGACUAG
This is a messenger RNA of Fusarium musae, 459 nucleotides long. RefSeq lists its product as uncharacterized. The transcript has 2 exons. Bases 1 to 459 code for a protein of 152 amino acids. The record is from RefSeq and is a predicted model, not a curated record. NCBI's taxonomy places the organism in Eukaryota, Fungi, Ascomycota, Sordariomycetes, Hypocreales, Nectriaceae.